Molecule: messenger RNA, 13708 nt
Organism: Xyrichtys novacula (pearly razorfish)
Lineage: Eukaryota; Metazoa; Chordata; Actinopteri; Labriformes; Labridae
Source: the annotation of a GenBank genome assembly
ACGAGUUGACGGCAACCAAUCAGGAGCGGCCACAGUGUGUUUGGAAACAACAUUACCCUCGUUACAGUCCCGUAUGACAGCCAGCCGAGAGACAUUUGGAGGUCUCACGAGUCCUUUCAAAGACUAUUUGUGUCGCUUUGCUUCAUCGUUCUAAAACACUGAAUCACGAGGACGUCGGCUUCUGUUUCUGGGGCUACUGAGAAAACGUUAUCUACGUGAGCGCGAGACUACUACGGCAGGAAAAGUGAAAAUGGAUGGGAGCGAUUCUCAACAGAGGACAGUCACUGUUCUUAUCAAAACGCCCAGCCAGGCUCAGGAGGACCAAACCGUCGAAGGCGUCUGUCUCAACUGGACUGUGAGGGACCUCAAAACCCAUCUGUCGACUGUUUAUCCAACCAAACCGGUGAGUUGUCACACGGCGGAAAAGUUAGCCAGUUAAUGUUAGCAAAACGAGUUAGCUCGAGGCUGUGUUGGAAUGUUGUGACGUAACGAGCUGAUGUAAGGACGCUGCUGCCAGCGACCAGCUGUCAGAUAUACCGCUGUUAUUGUCUACUUGUGUAUGUGAACCCAAGCUAAUUAUACCAACAGUAAACAGUAACAGAUACAUUACGACGACGUAACAUGAUAAACUUCAAAGGGGGUUUCAGCGUACCUCAAACGGCUGUUACCUUUUGCACAAAGGAGGGGUGUGAAGGGGUGGAAGAAGUGCCGAACCAGUCAUAACUCUCUAGAGUCAUCCCUACAGCUUUUGUCACCAAGGUUAUAAUAGUGUAAUCCUUAAAAGUCUGGUCUGACUGAUUGUUUUCAAUUUCAGUUUCCCGUGCUGUUUGAGAUUUGUAAACUAAGUUGAAGUUUUAGUUAGUACAAGUUUUUUUUGUCACAUGGUCCUAAAGACUAAAUACCAUUUACAAGACAACCAAACUAAAAAGUGGAAAAAAAAUGUGAUUAGGUGUGCUCCUACCAUUUAUUUAAAAAACUCAAUGAAAAUACAAGGACAGAUGUUGAGCCGUCACAGUGGUUGGAUAAUAAUAAAAAAUAUGUUGAAUACCAAGACAGGAAUUUUUUUACAAGACAGGAAGCCAAGGCUCUGUGUCUAACACUUUGAGAAUAUGUUGAAUCUCUUGUUAAGAAGAUAGCAAUGAUCUGAGGAGGAACCACUCUUCAUUGAGAUUCGCUUGAGUCCUGAUAGAAGUUGUGUAUCUAAGGUGGUGCCAGGCAGUAGACUCCACAGUAUGCUGGUCUGAGUGACAGCCAGGUGCCAGAGUUAAGUUGAUCAUUACGUAUGAAAACUUUUAUUGACAAGAGGAGUUUGCCAUGUGCUUCUGACAAGGCUAAAUCACCAGGACUAAGCAGAAUACAUGAUUGCAUAACCAAGACAGUUGCAGUUAAACAUCAAGAUAUUUGUACAGCACUUUAGAAACAUUAAAGUAAUUAACUUAUAUAACAUGAUAAGUAUUGACUUCAUAAUAUAAAGUAGGUUGGUGCAUCCUCCAGUGAGAGACACUAAAACUUGAGCAGAACCCCAGCACCAUAAGUUGUUGGUAUAUGGGGGGUGUUGUUAUAUCAAAUCAUGCAAUUCCAUAUCUAGUAUUAUGUGUUAAAUGACCGUAACUUUUUAAAGGAUCUCUGUAAUGUCAGCCAACAGUAAAACUGGUGGUUUUCUGAGGUAUAAAUAAGCCAGGCCUGCUUUUCCUUUCCAACUUAAAUAUCACCUGAAGUUUCCACUCCACUCCACCUUCAACUAUUCUUGUUUGGCCCUGUAUUUGUUACCAAUUGCAGAAACGGUACUAGAAUGAUUAACGCAGAUUUAUUUGAUUUUUGUUAUAGAGAUUGUUAAGCAUUAAAGUUUUGACAAACUGAAACUUGAUUUCUGCAGGCCGUGAGUGACCAGAGGCUGAUCUACGCUGGUAAACUGCUGCCUGACUACCUUCACAUAAAAGAUCUCUUCAGAGCGGUAUGUCUUCUAAAUGUAUCUGUGUAUUUGUAACUGGCUACUGCCAUGCUCCAAAAAUAUGGCCAUAGAGCAGCAUGCCAGUGAGGUUUGAAAUGAUAAGAACUUUACAGAGUUGACUAGUGACGAGUCAAUUAUAGGCCUGUAUGCUGCUUGACAAAACUAGGUGGAGAGAUUUCAUCUGGCCUACUUUAAACUGAAGAACCUUUGUGUGUUAAAUAAAGGACUUCUGAGGAUCUCCCUGGCUUUUCAAUGCAAAACAAUCCUUUUGAAACCAGUACAGUAUGAUUUGUCUGGUAUCGUAUUCAUGUUUUUUGUUGUUUGACUCUUUCCAGAGGAUUAUGUUCCACGAGAUUAUACCUACAUAAAUCCUGUAAAAAUCUUCAGGAAGGAGUCAGUGUCAACACCUACUCCAUUUUCAGUUCUGUUCAAAGAACACACAAAGUUUAAACAACUUUGAACAAAGAUUUUUAGAAAGCUUAAUUUCCAUCCUGACACUGAAAAGAUGAAUUUUAGGUUUAUGGAACCAAAGUGCUUUUGUCUUUGGGAAUGAAGGAAAUCACAUUGUGAUAAUCUGUGUAAAUGUUUGAGUUUUAGCCUGAUCCUGAAAAUAAUUGGCAAAUGACCUGUUUUGUUGCCUGUACUAUUUGAAUGUAAAAGUGUUUUCACUUUGUUUGGAUUUUGUGAUAAAGCAUUUAUCUCCACUUUCUCAGACUGACUGUGGUCUCACAAUCCAUCUGGUGUGUCCUUUUCAUAAUCCCAACCAUGAUGCACUGGGAGCAAGGCCUAAGGUGAGACAUGAAGAUUUCGUCAUGACUCUUGCUAGAUGCUCUAAAGUAGAAAUGCAUGACACUAUUGGAUUCAUGGCUGAUAAAGUGGCACAUCACGAUAAACGCUGCGAGCAGCCUUAAAUUUUGUGGCUGUAUGGAAGUCUCUAUGUUUGAAAAAGGACCUGUGUAUUAUUUAAGGUAGAAUAAAAAGUUAUUCUGGUUAUGCCAAAGUGCCACAGUAGCAGGAACAUAGACUGUAUAUACUAUAGACAACUUGGUUCCGCCUCCCGCCUGUAAACAGAUUUGAGGCCAAAAAGCUCUCGGUAUUUCCGUGAUUUUUCUUCAUUUCCUGAAACCAGCAUUGCGCAGUAGAGUUGUACGCAGUCGGCGGGAGAAUUGCCGAGAGUCGCUGUGAUCGCGCCCGGCUUGAACAGCGUAUCCCCCGGGUGAGCUACGCAAUCCCUGAACGCCAAUAAGCUGUAUCAAGUGUCAAUCAUAUAAAACAUGAACCCCCUAAUAACUUCUAAAAACGGAGCUUCGCAGAAAAAAAGAGGACUUGAGCACAAACUAGUCUUACUGUAACUACAUAUCAACACCGCAAGCAGGGGGGAGAAAAAUUUAUGGAGGCAGACGCUGUUCAUUGUAUAAACAGUCUAUGAGCAGGAAUCAAACCAAGAUGUGCUUUAGUUUUCAGGUGGCAUCACUAAUCUCAAACCCACCCAGAAGAACUUCUCAGGUUGUUGAUAAGUUUGCUGUUUCUUUCUGAGGAGUCUUGAGAUCACAACAUGUUUUUCAACCUAUGUAAUAAAGAUAAAGUCAUAGAAAUUAAGUUUUGGAUGUAGGAUAUCAGUCUAAAGAAGCACAUAGGUCUUUUCUGUUGAACAACUUACACUGAAAAAUGUCCAGAUGGUAGAUUUAGACCCUGAAAGGUGCAUCUCCUUCCUCAUUUUCUUACGGCCGUGGAGCUGAAACACUGGUUUCACUCGAGCGAUCUAGCUUCAGAGCUCAGCUCCACCUAUGAGAUCAAAAGUACAUCUAAAAGUAUAUCUUGAGUCUUUCCGGCACCUUCUCUGCAUCAGCAGACUGAACAUUUCAGGUGGUUGUACAUCUUAAACAAUAAGCCCCUCACUACGCUGGUCUUAUUAUGGUGUUAGAGUGUACUGUUGCUCCAAGAGACAGACAUUUCUGAGAUCUCAAGGGAUUUCAAACGCUUGUUUUGCAGACCAAACAGCCACAUUCCUGUAGUCCAAAGUCCACGGCAGCCUCUGCUUCAUUUGGCCCCAGCAGCCCCUCCCAUGCAGUCCAGACUCCAAGCACACCAGAUCUGAGACAGAGGAGACAGACAUCUCAGAUGUCACCUGCUGCUCCAGCUCACUCACAGACUCCAGUGUCUCCACCAGGAGCUCGGACAUGGCCUGCUGCUGCACUGUAAGUCAUACUAGGAAUAAAUACUAUUACAUUUUUGCUGACUAAUCAAGACCUUUUCUUUACAUGAUUGCAGGAUCUAUAUAACUGGUCCAAAUCAGCUGGAUAAGACAAUGGUGACUUUAUCCUAUCAGCUCUCUAGUUCAAAGGAAAUAAUACCAAGUAAGAUGUGUAAGCAGUGCAGGUCAAAUCCACAUUUAGUGGACGAUUAUGGAACUUUUUGCGCUUUAAAGGGCUUUUCUGGCGUACAUUUAAUUAUUGUCAAACACACUGUGACACCGAGUUAGACACUCCCUCAAGAGAUGAAUUUUGCAGACUGCUUGCUUCUCUAGUUAUACCAACUUCAGCAAUGAUGACAGCAUGAUAGCAAUACACAGUGGUCAUAGAGUCGGGCAUUAAAGGAGCUGAAAAAAAAAAUAAUAAUAAUGUUAGGAGGCAUAAUUUGGGGUAAUUAUGUGUUACUGAGGCUGCUUAGGUGGGGCAAAAUCUUUCAUAAGCCUUGCCAAAUGGGGACACCAAAGACUUUUAAAGCCCCUUUUUUUGCCAGAGAAAACAAUCAGAAGUAAGUUAAGGGGAAACAUGACCUUUUUGCUUUUGUUCUUAGCCAUAGUGCCCCCCUACUGUUAUCAUAACAGCGUUAAACAAUCAGUGACACUCUCAUCCAUCCCUGCAGAGCUGGAGCGCCACAGAUGACCCAACCAGCCUUCCCCACUUACUCCCUUUACAGUCCUCAGCAGCUUCUGUGGCUCCAGCAUGUCUAUGCCAGACAGUACUACAUGCAAUAGUGAGUUUUUAUUGAUUUUAUUCAUUUUUAAUCAAACUGUUUUUCUUAAGCCAACAGUCUUGCUUUAGUGUCUGACAUGACCAUUGGCAUCUUUACAAAGUUGGUCAUACAGGCUUGAUUUCUGUCUUUUUUUCCACCAACAGUCAAGCUGCAUUGGCGGCGGCAGGCACCGUCCCUUCUGCUCCAGCUACAACCAUCGGCCAGUACCCUCCUGUUCAUGCCCAACAUGUUCCAGUACCAGCUCCCUUAGCCAAUCAGAACCCCAUUGAAAACCUGCAAGCCAAUCAGAACCCAGCACAAGAUGGGGCUUUUAUUGACCCCGGGGAGGCCAACCAAAAUAUGCGGAUGAACGCACAGGGUGGGCCAGUGAUGGAGGACGAGGAAGACAUGGAGCGUGAUUGGCUGGACUGGUUGUAUACGGCUGCAAGAUUUGGUGUUCUGCUCAUGAUUGUGUACUUCAACUCUAACCUGAGUCGCUUUCUACUGGUGAUGGGCAUCCUCUUCCUCAUGUACCUGUGAGUCCAAUCUUUUGCUUUCAAAUUUGACAGUGAGUGUCUUCACAUUGUUAUAUUCAAAACUUCAUUUUGGCUGAGCAUCUUUAUUUAACAGGUUUCAGUGACUUACUUUCAAAAACUCUCCUCAGCUGCUUGGGUUUGUAUCCAGAGCCUUUUUUGGACUUUGUUUCUGUGAAUGAUUUAAUUAGACUCACACAAACAUAUAUGUCAUGGCUGAUUUUGAAAAUGUUAUAGAAAUAGUCUAAAACAGAAGCUUUGUGGAGAUGCAUCAGUCGUUCUUCUGUGUCACUGGACAGAUAAAGUCACGGAUGACAGUGUUUACUUACCGUCCAGACUACAGGAUCUGUGUAAUCGAAAACCUGUUAUACCAAAGCUUUGAAUAAGAACAAAUAAGGGAAAGGCAAUUGCAGCAAAUUGUAAAGGUAAAUCCUGGCCCUGUUCUCACUCACUCAAACGUACAUUUUACCAGCCUCUUCCUGGUCAACAAGUGAGGCUGAAAACACUGAUCAAAGAUGUGCCUGUGCUGCAGAUUCACCUAAACACACGCUCCGGUUGACCACUAACCCUCCUCCUGCUACUCUUCUGUUUUUUUUUUUUUUUUCCACCAUCUUUCUUGGACAUCUUGGACAGAAGUUGAAGUUUUCUCUACUUCUCUCUGACUGAAUGAAAAAUUGAAACAGUGACCUGCUACAUCAAGUCAAAACAGGCAUAUUUGUUAAUAUUUCACUUAAACGAUUUAAUUCCCCAUGUGGGAAUGUGCUCUACCUGAUAAAGUUCCUGGCUUUGCUUUUAUGAAGAAGGAAUUAUAUUUUCAAGGGUUUUUAUGUAUGUAUUUCUAUAUGUAUAAUCCCAGAUGGUCUUCGAGACUUGAGUGUGAUGGACCUCCACUAAAAGUGCAACCCUUACUGAGUUUCUACCGUUGGAUUUACCAUGGUCAAAAGAUAGUUGUGGACCUGUCAUGUACAGUGAUUUGCAGAGUUGCAGUAUUUGCUGUGAGAAGUUAGUCAAGUUUGGUAUUUUCUGGAUUAUAAAUUUGUGUGACUCUCUGUAGUCGUUUAAAAUUGGUCUUGUUCCUUCUGAUCUGGAAAAAAGAAGUUUUAUAUAUAUAGGUGUGUAUGUGUGUGUGUGUGUGUGUGUGUAUGUGUAUAUAUGUGUAUGUAUAUAUAUAAAUGUGUGUGUGUGUGUGUGUGUGUGUGUGUACAUAUAUUUGUGUGUGUGUAUAUAUAUAUCACCCAUUCUUGAGAGUCGGGACAAAACAUGUCCUACAUAGAAAAGUCUAAUUUGUUCAAAACAAUUAAGAAAUUCUAAAUGUUUGACAUACUCAAAAAGUUAAAUCUAAUGGAUUUGUGUAUACCAAUCCUAUUUUUUAGCACAGAUAUUUACUUUUUGGGGGGAUAUUUGUUUAAAUGAAACGUCUGUGGUUAGAAGGUCCAUGUUAUUGCUUGUGUCCUCAGCAAGAGGUCACAAUAUUGACCAGCCCCAAAAAACUUUAAAAAACUCUAUAAUUGUGAAAACAUAUACAUCAAAUAAAAAUUCAGGGCUAUAAAUAUAUAAACAAUGAAUGGCCUGAAUAUCAAAAAGCUUUUUGCCUAAAAAUCUGCCUAUCAAAGUUGUGUCCUCAGUUUCUGUCAACUCCAUCAGAUUAUUCUAUAAACCUCAUUAAAUCAUGCAAUAUCAUGGUCAGCUAUAUCCCUGAGGUCCCCUUUUCAUUUCCUGCUUCUGGUGAAUGCAACACCACCACACAUGGUCUGGUAGGUUUUACAGUUUUUGAUAUUUUAGACAAACAAUGUCAAUAUUUGUAUGGUCACAGCUGGACCAUGUCAACACCGUCUAUCCAUUAUUAUACUUUUUUUUAAACCAUAGUGAGUUCAAUUAAAGUAUUUUAGUGAGAUUAUCAGGACAGCUAGCAACUGCCAAAAAAGUAGCUAGCUGCACUGUACAAUAAAUGUUUUGGAGGGAAAAUACAUGCCCUUAUGUCAACUCCGUCAGACGUCAACUCCGUCAGAUUUUGUGUCUGACGGAGUUGACAUGUAAGCUGAUGGAGUUGACAAAUCCACCUAUAACCUCUUAAUGUGCUGACAUUAUGCUAUUUUUGAACAUGGUUAAGGAUAACAAUGUUAUUCCAGGGUCUUAUCUGCACAUAAAAGUACAUAUAUAGCAUAUAUUACGUUAUUUUACCAUAUACUUCUGUUUUGUAGAGUAGACCAUGGGCAGGCUGUCUGCUUAAUUAUAACUGUCAAACUUUCCCAACACACACACACACACACACACACACACACACACACCUUAUAUCAUUGAUUGAUUGAUUAAUGUACAAUCCUAAAGGUGCAGUAUGUAAUUUUCACUACCUAAAAUCUACACACUGGCUUCUUAUAGAGUGCGCAAGAAGUUCUAUGUUGCUCUUUUAAACCCCAGUGUAGGUGGGAUACCAGAUAGAAGAAAAAGGUUAUUAUUUUUACAUUGUUAACUUGGACCCUCAGACCUUGGGCUCUAUUUUUGUGUCCACCGGCGACAUGGCGGAGGGUGGCGAACCCCGCGCAGCGGCAUUUUCGUCUGGCGGAGCUCAGCGUACAGCCAGUUUGGUAUUUUCGUGGACUGAGGUGCACCGAGGUCCGCCAAGCUGGGCGUGGAUGUGUGGCAGGGUGAGGUGUCCACAGAAUCAGCUGGUGCAGUGACAUUUUCGUACUUGUUGCCGGCGUGUAAAGUGCGCUGAAAGCUCGCAGAUUCAAACCUGGUCAGCUUUCAGCUCAGGUGGAUCCGGAUGGGCUAGUGGUAUUUUGGGAGACCGGCGGCAUAUCGGCCUCACCAGCAGGUUUCCACAGUGUCAGGAACAUUUCCAUGCAAUAAAUAAUCAAUAACAACUAAUAAUCUGUGUCAGCACAUACAUUUAGAUCUAUAUCGAUAUAUUCUGAUCUAUAUCUGAUCUGAUGAGCGCAUUUGGCACAUGUUUGGACACUCAACCUGACCAAAUUAACACAGCUGCUGAAUCCACAUGAAAUUGAAUCAAAUAUCUAGUAAAUAAACACACAUGAUGAAGUUAACAAGAAAUUUAAUUUGUCUGCCCCCAUUUCUAGCUUCCUCUUCCUCUUAUUUCUCGCGCAGCUCAACCUGGACAUGUCUCCGUGUCCUCUACCCGUCCUGCUGCAGCUGCUGCUGCGGCAGCUGAACAGAUGAUUUGUUCCAGUGAUCAGAUGAGUUUUUUACUUUAAGCCUACAUACAAAUAUUAUAAUAAUCAGUUUUGUGAGCCAAAUUUAUUUUAUAUGCCAAGAUCUAUGAAAGAAAGAGCCAGGCCACGGAGCGCGAUUUACACACAGAUUGGUUCCGAUUUUAAUGCCAUUAUUGGAAUUUAUGUUGUGACCUUUGCGCACAACCCACCUUUGUCACGUGAGGUUUAAAUAUAUGCAAUUUAAUGUGAUUGUCUUUAUUUGUGGAAAAGGGUGUUUGUCUUACCAGUGGGUCAAACAUUACACACACCAAAUCCAUCUGUGCUUAUAUGAGACAGUGCAGAGGACGCCCAAUGCAGCGCUUACAGUGACACUUGUUGAGGAGCUGCCUUCUGUCGCCAUCGUGUGGCAUUGCUGUCUUCAGACAUCUCUUGAUCUCUUUGACUACUUCACGAAAAUGGUAAUACGCCACGCUAGUGGCGGAUUCAAAGGCGAGAAAAGCUGAUGUUAUUGGUCAAUACAGGUCUCGGCUGUGUUAAACCCACUCAACGCCCUCUCUCCUCCCUCCCUAUGACCUACGCCGCUGGAAGGAGCUGAGUUAGGGGAGGGGGAUACUUAUGCCAGGCUGCACAACUCACCAAAAUACGAAAAUGUGCUUGGAAACGCCUUGUCGGCGCGGUGGUUAAUUGCAUUAACGGUAUGUUCAGUAUGAAAAUAAUGAGUUAUUAGUUCUUAAUCUAUUUUCACCUAUUGACCUAUUGUCAAUCGGUUUAAAAACACAUUUGUUCAAUAACAUAUGCAAUGUCAUCAACUCCGUCAGUUUCUCGUCAACUCCGUCAGGUGUUCGUCAACACCGUCAGAUGUAUGUUUUUCUUCAAUUUUGGAGAAAAAAAAAUUUGUUUCUUCAGUUUAUAUUGUUUAAGUAACAAAGGAGCAUUGGCUCUACAUCCUCUUGUGUCUUAUUUACUUACAGAAAUUGUUUUUAUAAUAUAAAAAUUAAAAACAAAGUUUGAAAAUGCAACUAUUUAGAAAUCUUGGUUUUCAAAACAGUGUGAAAUCACACACUAGGUUUAUAUAUUAUAUUUCAUAGCAUAUCAGAGUAACUAAACACUAUUACAACAUACAUCAGAACUUUAGAUUCUUGUUGGACUAGAAUUAUUAAAAUUAUAUUCUUUUUUGUGUGUCUGAUGGAGUUGACACAAAUCCACUGUCUAAGGGAAACAUGUUAAUUUAUAGAAAAAAUGUUUUUAUUUAGAGCCUGUUCCUUUACGGGGUUAAAUAGCUAAGACCUUUCUUUACAGUAAUAAAUAACUCUAAUCAAUAUAGUGUGCAUUCUCAAAAAAAGUUUUUUAGGAAGUGUUUUGUCCCGACUCUCAAGAAUCCCUGAUAUAUAUAUAUAUAUACAUACAUAUGUUGUGCGUGUGUUGACCUUUUAGAGUGCUCAACUGUGACAUUUCUGACUUUUUUUGUGGUGUGAUUUUAAAAAUUGUGAGCUGAAGUUGUUUCCUGAGCCAUCCAGCGGUUGACACUAAUUCUGUGUCAUCUUUUCGACAGCAAAGGUUGCCCUGUCUGAUUGAGGUAUGAAGGGUGUCAGUAUAGAGUGACUUUUCACCUGCGCACUGAAGCAGGAUGUAGUUACUCACUUCCUCAUUUUUCUAUUCAAAUGAGUUGAUGAGUUGACACAAAAAAGAAAAGGAAGAAUUAAAACCACUGUCAUUUAUUCUUGAUAUACAUGAAGACUUAUUCACUCACUACAUGAAUUUACAGUGUUUUCGAAUCUUCUUUAAAGCUACUUUUGUCUCACAUGCAUUCAUGGUUUCUCCCUGUAUAUUUAAACAGCAUGUAAAUGAUUUCCCCUCCAACUGAAACAGAGCACCCUUGAGAAGUCACAGCUGUGUUUCACAUGUGGUUUUCUUAUCUGAUAAAGUUCCACCUGACAGCUUGUUCCACAUCGACACUAUUAUCAUCAGCUUGGGCCACGUUGUUCAUUUACUCAACAUGUCCCGCUCUCACACUCUGUUUGCUGUUAUGUAACACUUGAUUUCAAAAGCAGUCGAGCCGAUUAUUAUUAUUGUUUAUUUAUUUAUUCUUUUUGUGACACACAUCCUGUUUUUCAGGUGGGAAUCAAAUAAGAUCACAAAGUUGUCAAAUGUGCUUGUUUGUCAAGGGAAGUCUAAGAAAAGUGAACCUUUACCAAUGAGAAAAACGCUGUACUCCUGAAACACAGGAGGGCUGAUCUGUUUUGAUUAAAUUCAGAAACUUUGUUGGUGUCUGAAUGACAAAGGGUGGACCAACAAGAUGAUAUUUGUGUUUGAUCCCUGAUGAUGUAUCAGCAACAUCCCCACAUGAGGUUCAUGUUUUUGCAAACUCUUGUUUCUCUUUUCCACUCUCACUUUGUCCUCUUAGUCAUUUCUCCUCCACCCAUUUCUAAGUGAUACAGUUCUUAUCUCGUCAUUCAAACACAUGGCAACUGUUCAAAGAGUUCAAAGGUGAACUAAAGAAUUUCCUGGGAAAUAAAAAAGAAAAAAGAAGGAAGACCUAGAAGACCCUAAAACAGACCCUAAAGAAUUUGAUAACGAAUGAAUAUCCCACUGUGAACACAAAACUCUACAAUGCGGAUUUUGCUGAUUUUGUCUUCUAGAUCCAUGAAGAAGAAAAUGUUCAUCAUUGAAACGUUUGAUGAUCUUUCUACCGUCUGUCCUUUUUGGCCUUCAUAUCAAUGUAUUUUUGGCACUGUUUCACUCCUCCACAGACACACUGCCGGCUGGUUUCCCUUUAGAAGGCGAGUGCAAGGCCAAGAACCAAAUCACGUACAACCCCCAGAGGUCCAGCACAACAGACAGAACGAGAACAGGAACCAGAACCUGAAUCCAGUAAGACCAAAAUCUUCCAGAUAAGAUGACGUGACAACCCACGUAAGGGUGAAUCAGUAGACAGUGUCUACAGUGUAUGUUUUUAAAGUAGUCAGAUACUUUGAAGUCUAAUCUCUGAGGGCUCUUAGUGUGCACCUAGUAUACUUAAGUUGAUGAAAACUUACCAAGUUUGUGGACUACUACCUGUUUGUUGAUGACUUGUCUUCUUUGUUUCUGUUUGUAAAGGAUGAUGAGAUUGCUGAAAGACAACAUGAGGAAGCAGCCGCUGCAGCAGACGGACAAGGACCAAUGACAGCAGUUUUAGUGCCUCCACACAGGGUGUCAGUCAUGUGGACGGUCUGGGUCUUCUUCAAAACUUUCUUCUCCUCUCUUAUACCUGAGGUCCCUCAGGGUGUGGCCAAUUGAGGACUAAGCUUAACUUUUGAUAUUUCGUGUUUCUUUGGGGGAGCCGAGGUCUCUGGAUUUGAAGCUUGAAAAGCUGAUGCAAGAUUUCUGAAGCUGUUGAGAUCGAUCCUUCUGAACAUUGUCACAAGUCAAACAGAAUCUGGAAUAGUAGUGCUAAGUUCUCUUCUGUGACUUUCUUCUUUCCUCAGUCCACAGAUUGAACACCUGCAAAACAAAGAUGCGACUCUGUUGAAUUUCAUGUGGACCACAAAGGGCGAAAGGCUAAAAACAACAAACAGCACUGCAACUAAUUUUGACUGGAUUAGUUAGAUCACAGCGAUAAAUAUAAGAGUAUAACUUGUGAAAGCAGUACAGCUCUAUGUAUGAUUCACUCAGUCAAUCAACAGUAGGUGGCAUCAGAAGACUGUCACUGUAGCACUGCUGUGUCUGAGUUAUUCUCUGAUCCUGGGGGCUCAAAAUCAGCUCUCGUGAGUUAUUUAGAGACUCUGAUAUAGAUCAAUACUCUCACUCUUGUGAGGAUUAUACACGCCAUGUUCAGUUGAAGUGAAAACCCUCGCAUAAACCCAACUAAGUACUGUAUCUGGAGGCUGUCUGAAUCAGAUUAUUUUCUUACAAAUGGUUUGAUCACAGCUGUAGAAAGAGAAAAGUGGUUGAGAGCUUAAGCUGGUUUUAAGGACUGCUUCUGUUUAAGGAAGCCAAGAAAGCCCUAAAGGAUUGGGGCCAGGUUAGUUGACUUGAUAGUAUGAUUUUGACGACAGACUACCUGAAUCCUUAAACCUCCCCUUUGAAAUAUUAGCUGGAUAUGUCUUCAGUGAUUUAAAAAAUAAAACCUCAAUCUGUCAUUUUGUCCUCAAAGAUCCACAAAACAGUCAGACCAUACCUAACCACACCAUAUUUGCACUUCUGAAUUGAUUUACCUUCAACGGAGCAUCAUUGAAUACAUAUUCACUGCUCAUUCGUGCCAAAUCUUUGACCACAUUUAAUGUAGAGAUGUUAAAAAAAAGGUUAGUGUCACAAAGCACUUUACAUGUAUCAUUUACAAGCUUGUUCAUAGGGGUGAAGGUUUAUAAUUUUUCCACAUCAAAUGAUUUCUAAUAGAGAAAUGACACGUGGAGGGCUCAGAGCUGUGUGCUGUUCUGAGGCUUGGCUGAGUUUAAGGUAAAGUCUAAAAUCUUGUUAAAAUAAGUAAGUUUUUAAAAUUUGGAAAAAUCAAUACGGCAUACUUAGCUAUCAGCUGGCUAGAUGUGCCUCUGUAUGGGGUUGUUUUUGCACCCAUGGACAUUUGAUUUCUGUUUUUAAACAGGUCCUCUCUUUAUUCAGUUAACAUUCCAGUAACAUAAAACAAACACAUAAAUGUCACUUCAAGCAUUUAAACAUUUAAAGGCCUUAAAUUAACAGAUAAAAUUAAAGAAAUGACUUUGCCUAUGCUCAUUUUUCUUUUGCUCAUUUUUCUCAUUUCUUUUUUGAAGUAGCUGGCUUUCAACAAUCUUCUGUUAGGGGUUGGUUUACACCUCUUUACCAAAGAGCCAUGGAUUCCUUAUUUUUGUGUUCAAAUCCACAACGUGCUUUGCAUCAACCUCUGCUUUCAAGUUAGCAUGGUUACCAUUUAGAGAUAAAAAGCAGCUUGUGGACAGUGGUCAAUGUGUAAAUAGUAAACUUACAUGGUAAGGUUUGAAAUAUCUCACUGUUGUGGGAGUUGUGCUUGUAGUGGGAUGUUGUAAAGUGAAGACUGUGUUGAAGGAGACUUACAAUAAUGGAUGCAAUAAAUGUUUUUAACUGAAAUAACUUGUUGGUGUGUUGAUUUCAGUCAAACCUGCUAG